GGACUGGUUAUUAACAAAACAAAACCUUGUAAAAACUGUCAGUGUUACUCAACCGUGAAAUAAAUGACAUACUUUCUACUAACAAUGCGUAAUAUGAUAACGCUUAUCGGUUGCAAUACCAAUACCUGUUGCCCUUAAUUCCUAAAGUUUUUGACCACAUGCUCCUUGCAUAUAUCACCUAGGAAACCACAAACCGUGCCUGUCAACAUAAUUAUUGACCCAAGUCAGAAAUAUGUUGGACGAGGAAGUGAAACAAAUUCUGCAGAAGUAUCAAAUACAAGAAAGUGAAAUUAAUAAGCUUCUUCAGUUGAGAUCUGUUCAAGAUCACAAUGGAAGCGAUAUUCAAGAACGUCGCCAAUAUCCGUCCCAUCAAGAAGCUGUUACAAGGAAUAAGUCUAUUUUAAAGGAUUUGGAAACUGCCAAGGGAGCUUUGCGAUCAAAAGCCAUUUACAGCCCUUCAGAGGUGCAAUGGGAAUCAAUUUGUAAGUGCUAUCUGGCUACGCCCUCGUUACCGACAACGUCGUGGAAGUGUCAUAUGUCUGUGUUUGUCUAAGGUUUAACACCAUAUGCAUUUGUUUCAUAAAUAAAUAACUUAAAACAUAG
This is a messenger RNA of Photinus pyralis (common eastern firefly), 603 nucleotides long. RefSeq lists its product as uncharacterized. Lineage: Eukaryota; Metazoa; Arthropoda; Insecta; Coleoptera; Lampyridae. The transcript is spliced from 3 exons. The record is from RefSeq and is a predicted model, not a curated record. The coding region runs from base 233 to 553 and encodes 106 amino acids.